Calypte anna (Anna's hummingbird) is the source of this 1141-nucleotide messenger RNA. RefSeq names its product cytosolic iron-sulfur assembly component 1 (gene CIAO1). Lineage: Eukaryota; Metazoa; Chordata; Aves; Apodiformes; Trochilidae. Bases 33 to 1052 code for a protein of 339 amino acids. Gene Ontology annotation, molecular function: protein binding. The transcript is spliced from 7 exons. Gene Ontology annotation, biological process: iron-sulfur cluster assembly. The record is from RefSeq and is a predicted model, not a curated record. Gene Ontology annotation, cellular component: cytosolic [4Fe-4S] assembly targeting complex.
GAGGCAGGAGGAGGAGGAGGAGGAGGAGGAGGAUGAAGGAGGCGCUGGAGCUGCUGAGCCGCGUCCCGGCACAUCCCGAAUCCCGCUGCUGGUUCCUGGCCUGGAACCCCGCGGGGACCCUGCUCGCCUCUUGCGGGGGGGACCGCAGGGUCUGCAUCUGGGGCCGGGAAGGCUCGGGCUGGGUGCUGCGGGCGGUGCUGGACGAUGGGCACCAGCGCACGGUGCGACGCGUGGCUUGGUCACCCUGCGGCUCCUUCCUGGCCUCUGCCAGCUUCGAUGCCACCACCUGCAUCUGGAGGAGGCAGGAGGAUGGGUUUGAGUGCGUGACCACCCUGGAGGGACACGAGAACGAGGUGAAGUCGGUGGCCUGGGCACCCUCAGGAACCCUCCUGGCCACCUGCAGCCGAGACAAAAGCGUCUGGGUCUGGGAAGUGGAUGAAGAGGAGGAGUACGAGUGUGUCAGUGUCCUCAACUCCCACACGCAGGACGUCAAGCACGUGGUCUGGCACCCCAACCAGGAGCUCCUGGCCUCAGCCAGCUACGAUGACACCGUGAAGCUGUACAGGGAGGAGGAGGACGACUGGGUUUGCUGUGCCACCCUGGAGGGACACGAGUCCACGGUCUGGAGUGUGGCCUGGGAGAAGGGAGGGGAGAGGCUGGCGAGCUGCAGUGAUGAUAAAACCCUGAGGGUGUGGAGGAGACACCAACCUGGGAACCAGGAGGGGGUGUCCUGCAGUGGUGCUGAGCCCACCUGGAAGUGUGUCUGCACCCUCUCGGGGUACCACACCAGGACCAUCUAUGACGUGGCCUGGUGCCACCUGACAGGGGCGCUGGCCACAGCCUGCGGUGACGAUGCCAUCCGUGUCUUUGAGGAGAGCCCCUCCUCAGACCCCCUGCAGCCCACCUUCUCCCUGGCUGCCCACGUCCCCCGUGCCCACGCCCAGGAUGUCAACUGCGUGGCCUGGCACCCCAAGGAGCCCGGGCUGCUGGCCUCCUGUGGGGACGAUGGGGACAUCGCCUUCUGGAGGUACCAACGCCCCGAGGGAUGCUGAGAACCUCCUGGAGAUGAUGCCAGCAGGGGUGGGGAGAGGGAAACAGACCCUGGGAAGGGAUGUUGGGAUUCAAUAAAUUCAUGUCCUUG